Messenger RNA from Syngnathoides biaculeatus (alligator pipefish), 939 nucleotides. RefSeq names its product phosphatidylinositol glycan anchor biosynthesis, class F (gene pigf). The coding region runs from base 147 to 806 and encodes 219 amino acids. The transcript is spliced from 5 exons. The record is from RefSeq and is a predicted model, not a curated record. Gene Ontology annotation, biological process: GPI anchor biosynthetic process. Gene Ontology annotation, cellular component: endoplasmic reticulum membrane. NCBI's taxonomy places the organism in Eukaryota, Metazoa, Chordata, Actinopteri, Syngnathiformes, Syngnathidae.
GAAGCCUGGGCAACUCCAUAUUGACGGAAGUAAGGCGCAACCAUCGAUGGACGUAUCGCCCGUGGUUGGUCUUGCUUUAUUCGCCAUUUUCAAUUGUUAGCAACAUUUUUUUUGGGGGGGGGGUUGGGGGGGUGUCUUUUAUCACCAUGUGGGACUACGAGAUCCGAGCCAUGGUGAGCACCCACGCCACCAUCGCCCUCUCGGUGCUCGUGGCUACCGUCGUGCCCGCGGCGAUCGUCCCGGGCUUUUCCGUGUACGGCACCCACCUGCUGUGGAUCUACUCGGUUUCCGGGGCAGUGGCCGCGGUCAGCGUCGCCUUCUUCUGGCUGCUCGGCAUCUCGCCGCCGACCAGGAAGCACACGAUUGGGUACAAGUUGUCCAGGUUGAUUCGUUCCUGCUUGUACUUCUCCCUGUCCUGCUUGUUCUUCCACACCGUGAUCGUCCUCUACGGAGCUCCGCUGAUCGACUCGGCUCUAGAAACCUUCUCCCUGGCCGUGCUGCUGUCCUCGCUCACCACGCUCCGGUGUCUCUGCAUCCUCGGCCCAAACUUCCAGGCCUGGGUCCGGGUCUUCAGUCGUCACGGAGCGAUGUCCGUGUGGGACACCUGCCUCCAGAUCACGGUGGCCAUGACGGUGUUGGGCGCCUGGGUGGGAGCCUUCGCGAUCCCUCUGGACUGGGGCAGGGCGUGGCAGGUUUGGCCCAUAUCCUGCAGCCUGGGCGCCACGUUGGGCUACUUGUCAGGACUGGUGGCGGCGCCGGCGUGGAUUCACUACCAUCGCAAGCAGCUCACCUACAAGUGUAAAUAAUGGACCGCCGCCGUAUUCCUUUCACUGUUCCCUGUUAUUUAUCCGGAUUCCAGACCCAAGGAUGUCGCUAGUUGUGAUGUCGGCUACCUUAUUUUGUACUGUCCCUUUGACAUGAAUAAAAAGUCUUGCUUUA